Molecule: messenger RNA, 306 nt
Organism: Pollicipes pollicipes
Lineage: Eukaryota; Metazoa; Arthropoda; Thecostraca; Pollicipedomorpha; Pollicipedidae
Product: homeobox protein rough-like
Exons: 3
Coding region: 1-306 (101 amino acids)
Biological process (GO): regulation of DNA-templated transcription
Molecular function (GO): DNA-binding transcription factor activity, RNA polymerase II-specific; DNA binding
Source: RefSeq, a predicted model, not a curated record
AUGCCGUUCCACUCGCCGGAGACGCUGCGGCCCUUCGACCUGCACUUCGGCGGCCUGCCAGCCUUCUUCGCUCGUCGGCGCAGGAAGGACGCUCGCCAGCGGCGGCAGCGGACCACCUUCACAUCGGAGCAGACGCUGCGGCUCGAGAUGGAGUACCACCGCAACGAGUACAUCUCCCGGCCGCGCAGAUUUGAGCUUGCUGAAAGCCUGGAUCUCACUGAAACGCAAAUAAAGAUUUGGUUUCAAAACCGGCGGGCGAAAGACAAGAGAAUCGAGAAAGCCCAAGCGGACCAGCAAUACCGGUGA